AUGGACCUCACUCCUCAAGUUCAGGUCGUGGUGCCAGAUGUCGCUGCUGCGCUGAUCGAGGUCAUCAACCUUAGCCGGCCUAAAUCAGGGAGUCUUCAUAGAAAUCUCAAACUCUCCCUCGCUCAACUGAUCGCUGAAAUAAGAUCACCGGGUGUUGCCCAAGCCUUGGCUCAACAGCGGGACCCGUUCAAAACCGUCCUACAUAAAGUGGCCUCCUCUUUGGAGGAAGUUCUGUCUAGUGAUUAUCUCAAAAGUCGCUACCUUGAGGCUUUGGAGAAAGAGAAUCUAAUUUCAAGCCUCCCGUUCUCCUUAUUCCGAGUCGGUUUCUGGGGUAGUGGUAACAAAAACCCGACCCCGACGGAACGAAUCGACGAGAUAUUAUGUCGACCCUUCCCUACACUUCACUUACUUCGUGAUCUUGUUCAAAGAUGCAAUGUACAGAACAUUGAGCUGGAGGAGCUUUUGAACGGAGACGGCCAUGUGAAGGAGCUCAAUUAUCGGGUCCAGCGGUGGAAUUCGCUAGUAGAUAAGAUUUACGACAAUACCGAUCGUGAUGUCGAAGAUUCAGAACUCAUUGAAGCAGAGAUACCGAAGCCUCCGACGAUAGAGAGCGUCUUCCAAAGAGAGGAUAGUGUGCAUCACCUGUCGCAGGCCCUAUAUGACGUCCUUCACAAGAACUGGCCAUGUGACUCGGAGAACCAUAACCACAAUGGACGCCUGGGUCUUUGUCUGGAAGCCAAGUUUUGCUUAGAUCCUCAAUGGACAUGUUCUGAGGCAAAUGACAAUUUCUUGAUGCUAUUUACUGGACCCGACAUAAUGCAAGAGUGUAGAGUUUGUGUAAACAGCUCUAGGUGA
This is a messenger RNA of Penicillium malachiteum, 855 nucleotides long. RefSeq lists its product as uncharacterized. NCBI's taxonomy places the organism in Eukaryota, Fungi, Ascomycota, Eurotiomycetes, Eurotiales, Aspergillaceae. The transcript has a single exon. Bases 1 to 855 code for a protein of 284 amino acids. The record is from RefSeq and is a predicted model, not a curated record.